ACAACACCAAACUGCAUCUGGAGGCUAAAGGAGACAAGUGAACCCGUGAGGGGGGAAGUGGAGUUUCACACCGGAGGAAGGAAAGGAAAAAGAAAAGGGGGGAAAAAAAGAGCUCAAAACCACACAAAAUCAGGGGAGGGCGGUGGAUUAAGUGUUUUAGUUAAUCGAAUUUGAGACAAGAGACGAAACUUCAGAAGAAAGGAACCCAAAAUGAUAACGCCGUAUUUCCUGGAAAAUUUCUGGGGUGAAAGAAAUAAUGGGUUUGAUAUCCUCUAUCAUAAUAUGAAACAUGGCCAGAUAUCCAGCAAGGAACUUGCAGACUUCAUUAGAGAAAGGGCUACAAUUGAGGAGACCUACUCCAGAGCAAUAACCAAACUGGCCAAGACUGCUAGCAAUUUCUCUCAGUUGGGGACAUUUGCACCAGUAUGGGAUGUGUUUAAGGUGUCAACAGAAAAGCUGUCUGUCUGUCAUAUGGACCUUGUGCGCAAAUUGCAAGAACUCAUCAAGGAGGUGCAGAAAUAUGCAGAGGAACAGACCAAAGCCCAUAAAAAGACUAAGGAGGAAGUGGCACCCACGCUGGAGGCUGUCCAAAACAUCCAAAGUGUAUCCCAAGCAUUACAAAAAAGUAAAGAAAACUACAACAGCAAGAUUCUGGAGCAGGAACGCAUGCGCAAAGAGGGUUCCACUCAGAGAGACCUUGAUAAGGCUGGGCUAAAGGUAAAGAAAGCCAGAGAAAUAUACAAGUCCUAUGUAGAGAAAUACGCCAGCACAAAGACUGAAUUUGAGCAAAAAAUGGAAGAUACAGCACAGAAGUUUCAGGACAUUGAAGAAAGCCAUAUUGUCCAAAUGAAGGAGAUUAUACGGUCAUAUUCUCACUUGAUUGAGGAUACACACACACAAAUUGGAGAGGUGCAGAAAGAGUUUGUGAUUAACAUGGAAAACACAUCUUUGGAAAGUCUAUUACAUAAACUUGCCGAGAACAAAGGGACCGGCAGAGAAAGGCCAGGACCCAUUGACUUUGAAGAAUGUACUGUUUCUCUUACUACGGAAGGUGCUGCCAAACCUCGAAAGAGAAAGCCCUUUGCAAUUCCAGGACGAAGAAAAGACAAGGAUACAGAUUCCACUGAAUCUACAGAAGUUGAAACUACUAACACUGCCAAUGGAGCUCCCGCCGAUAACUAUGGACCUAUAGAUUUUCAAAAUGCUAAUGUGCCUCAGGUUGAUGAAGAAGGCUUUUGUAUCAGACCGGAAUUCAAUGAAAAUGAUACCAAAGACAACUCAUCAUCCAGUGAUUCAGAUGAAGAAGAUGAGCGCAGAAAAUUUCAUGUGGAAAUCAAACCUGUGCAGCCCAACAGUGGCACACAGCAGCAAAAAGCCUCUAUUGACGAGCUGAAGGCUUCUAUUGGAAACAUAACCCUUUCCCCCUCUACUACGAUCCACAUGAGGAGGAACCAGUCCAAUGAUGAGUUGGGAAGGUCCAGAACACAGCAAGCGUCAUAUACAGAUAGACUGACCAGCAAUGACCUGCUGUCUUUGGAUCCAUUUGGUCCCAAUCUCUCUGGUGCCCCUUCCUCUGUGUCUUCCUCUGCAGAAGAGUUUUUCAUUCCCAUCCCCCCAUCCCAACCCAGAGCCAUGAGCACUCCUCCUUAUCUCAAAAAUCAUGGGGAUGCUGAUACUCCCAACACCAGUAUCGAUCUACUUUCUUCUUGGACUCAGAACCAGUUGGUGGCUUUUGUGCCAUUUGGUGGGCUAACCUGGGCUAACCAGGAAAGAGCUUGGACAGUGCCUAUUUCCCACUAUGCCAAAACCCCAUCCAGCAAACCUGCAGAUCCCUUUAUUAGUAUGGGCCAGAAGAAGGAAAGCACCCUGUCUUGGAUGGAAGACCAUGCCAUGACACCAACAGCUGGCCAUAUGCAGGAUGUUCCACCCUCUAACAGACCUACAACCCCUUUGGGCACAGCAGCUAUAGUUCCUCCUCCUCGACCCUCAUCGCGGCCUAAACUGCCUGCGGUCAAACUGAGUGGCAUCAAUGAGAUUGCACGUCCGUUCAGCCCUUCUGUGGCAACCAACUCUAGUCCUGCACCUCUAGCACGGGCCGAAAGCUCCUCCUCUCUGAGCUCUAAUGCCUCACUGAGCGCGAGUAACACUCCCACCAUCGAGGAUGAUGUGUUUGUGGCGAAACUGCCAACAUUUGAGAAGAGGUGUGAAACCCCUGCAGGGACAUCUCGUGGACCCAGCCCUGUCACGUUAGCAUCCCAGGAUUCACUUCCCAUUGCUGUUGCAUUCACAGAGUCAAUUAAUGCAUACUUCAAAGGAGCUGAUCCCAGCAAGUGCAUAGUGAAGAUCACAGGAGACAUGACGCUUUCCUUUCCCAGUGGUAUCAUUAAGAUCUUCACAUCCAGCCACUCUCCAGCUAUACUCAGCUUCAGACUCAGAAACACAAGCAAACUGGAGCAGAUACUACCAAAUCAGCAUCUUCUACACAGUGAGACCUGCCAGAAUGACACUAAUGCUAAAGAUUUCUGGAUGAAUAUGCCUGCACUGACGGCAUAUCUCAGGAAGGCUUCAGAACAGAACCCAACCUCUUCUUACUACAAUGUCGACAUCCUGAAGUACCAGGUGUCUUCUAAUGGGAUUCAGUCAACACCACUAAACCUGGCAGUAUACUGGAAGUGUGCACAGAGCACUACAGACCUGCGGGUGGACUACCACUACAACCCUGAGGCCAUGCAGCCACCUGGACCACUCUGUAGCGUGCAGGUCCUCGUACCUGUCAGCGGUGGUGUCACCAACAUGCAUUCGCUCCCCAGUGCCAUUUGGAAUCCAGACCAAUGUAAGUUGUUAUGGAAGCUGAAUGACCUCUCUGAGAAGUCUGAAAAUGAAGGUUCUGGAUCUAUGAGGGCAAAGUUUGAGCUCUCAGAUGGCCCCUCAAUUCCAGCCACUCUGGCUGUUCAGUUCUUUAAUGAGGGUAGUACUACCUCUGGAGUAGAUAUGGACCUGGUUGGAUCCGGAUAUCGACUCUCUCUCAAUAAGAAGAGAUUAGUUUCUGGGCGUUAUAUGGCAGACUGCUGAGAUGUCAAAGAUGAGGCACAUUCGAUCCAUCUGCUGAAGAAUAAAAGGACUACUUUUCAUUGGCAUCUUCUCACUGCACAGCAGAGGUUAAAUGGAAGGUGAAACAAACGGAUUGUUACCCUGAUGGCUCCUCUUAUGCAUUUAUUCUAAUCAUUCUGAACUAUACUUAAAUCCAACUAAAUGUACCUUUUUGGGGAAGAAAGAACUUUUUACUACAUUUUUAUUACUGUAGCACUGAAAAUCAAACACUGUCAGAAAAAGAAAAGAAAAAAAAAAACUAAUAAAGAAAGCCAAUAAGGAAUGUCUGAAUACUGAAAAAUUAUAAAAUCAAAACUAAUAAUUUUAUAUUUUUCGAUUUAUUUUGACUUCUUUAGAAGGUUUGCUUUUAUGUAUAGAUAAAUUUGAAUAUGACAAUACGACACAAAUAUACAGUGUAAAACAAAAUGAAAAGGAAAAAUACAGUAUAUCUGCACUAACAAUCUUCCAGGCCAUUUAUAUAGACAUUAACCUCUUAGUUGUUUAGUUUAUUUUCUAAACAUAACUUUGAACAUAACAGAUAAAUUGUUAAUGAGGGAAAUAAAUGCCUCAGGAACGUGAACAUUUUGUGGUUCUGUCCUAAAAGUUAUUCUUCCACGACAGGCCUGAGGUCCUUGAAUAAAAUCCAUGUAGCAUUAUUUAUUGUUCUCUAGGAUUCUACCAAGCUUCACAGCUGUGGAUGUACAUUUAAAAAACAAGCCCUUAGGUGGCUGCGAUUUUUGAUUCCUCACAGUAAAUGAAGGUAUAAGCUAUUAAAUCAAUUAUGUGAUUUAUGUUGAGUUUUUAAAUUCACUGUCAAGAAUUCUCGUCCGUUUUGGAGUAAUUU
Tachysurus fulvidraco (yellow catfish) is the source of this 3934-nucleotide messenger RNA. RefSeq names its product FCH and mu domain containing endocytic adaptor 2 (gene fcho2). The transcript is spliced from 28 exons. Bases 211 to 3072 code for a protein of 953 amino acids. Gene Ontology annotation, biological process: synaptic vesicle endocytosis; clathrin coat assembly; clathrin-dependent endocytosis. Gene Ontology annotation, cellular component: clathrin-coated vesicle; clathrin-coated pit; plasma membrane. Lineage: Eukaryota; Metazoa; Chordata; Actinopteri; Siluriformes; Bagridae. The record is from RefSeq and is a predicted model, not a curated record.